Molecule: messenger RNA, 1796 nt
Organism: Cryptotermes secundus
Lineage: Eukaryota; Metazoa; Arthropoda; Insecta; Blattodea; Kalotermitidae
Gene: DMAP1
Product: DNA methyltransferase 1-associated protein 1
Exons: 10
Coding region: 118-1446 (442 amino acids)
Biological process (GO): DNA repair; negative regulation of transcription by RNA polymerase II; chromatin remodeling
Cellular component (GO): nucleus; NuA4 histone acetyltransferase complex; Swr1 complex
Molecular function (GO): transcription corepressor activity
Source: RefSeq, a predicted model, not a curated record
GUCAGGACUCGGGAGUGAUCCGUGGUGUGUUUGUAUGGGAUGGUGAAUGAAUGGUGGUCGGUUGGAGAUGAAUAUCAAAGUUACAUGUGUGUAAACUGUUACUAGGCAGAAAACAUCAUGGCAGAUGUAAGGGAUAUUCUUGAACUCGAGAGGCCUCCAACUCCAGAAAUAACUAAAGAAGCAAUUUUAGGGCCUGAAAAAGUGAAAAAGAAACCAUUAACAACAAAGGUUUCAAAACGCCCAGAAGGAAUGCACCGAGAAGUGUUUGCCUUGCUUUAUACCGAUAACAAAGAUGCACCACCAAUAUUUCCAACAAAUACAGGUCAAGGCUACAAACAGCUUAAAGCCAAAUUGGGCAUGAGACGUGUACGUCCUUGGAGGUGGAUGCCAUUUACUAAUCCAGCACGUUCAGAUGGUGCCGUGUUUCAUCACUGGAAGAGGACCACAGAUGAAGCAAAGGAUUACCCUUUUGCUAAAUUUAAUAAACAAGUUCCAGUUCCCACUUACACAGACACAGAGUACCUGCAACACUUGCAUAAUGAUUCAUGGAGUCGACAGGAAACUGAUCACUUGUUUGACUUGUGCCGUCGUUUUGAUUUACGGUUCAUUGUGAUUCGUGAUCGCUGGGAUCGGUCUCGUUUUCCCGAUAGAAGUGUGGAGGACUUAAAGGAGCGGUAUUAUGACAUUUGUGGAACACUGAAUAAGCUCAAAGCCAGUUCCAGUCAUGAAACUAAGAUAUAUGUGUUUGAUGCAGACCAUGAAAGAAGACGGAAAGAGCAACUAAAACGAAUUUUUGAAAGAACUGCAGAACAGAUUGAGGAGGAACAGACUCUUAUAAAUGAACUGAAGAAGAUUGAAGCAAGGAAGAAAGAACGAGAAAAGAAACAGCAGGAUCUUCAGAAACUGAUAACAGCUGCUGAUUGCCAAGCUGAGACAAGAAAAUCUGAAAAGAAACUCACAAAGAAGAAGUUACAGCAUCAGAUAAGGCCACGUGUUGAUCCCAGUGUUGUGGAAGCAGCUGGUAUCAAAUUCCCAGAUUUCAAAGGCAGUGGUGUAAGUCUACGUUCUCAGCGUAUGAAGCUUCCUGCCAGUGUGGGACAGAAGAGAACCAAAGCUAUUGAGCAGCUACUGCAGGAGCUCUCUAUAGAAUUGAACCCAAUGCCUACAGAAGAUAUAUGCAUACACUUCAAUGAACUGCGUAGUGAUAUGGUGCUGCUCUACGAGUUGAAGUCUGCAUUGGCAACAUGCGAAUAUGAUCUCCAGACUCUUCGCCAUCAGUAUGAGGCUUUGAAUCCUGGCAAGACCUUGGUGGUCCCCAGUUCCAUAUCAGGAAACAAGGAAACAUCCCGAAAUUAUGUUUCUGCAGAGAGUGAGACUGCAAAACAGAAAGGAAUCUCUGAGAUCAUAGAUGUUGUGGGCUCUCCAGGCACUCCUAACAUGACUUGAAUGUUUCUUGUACUUAAGCUGAGCUGAGAUUGUAUCUGCCUUGGAUUUUCUGGUUACAAAAUACAUGCUAUCAGAAGCAUGUGAAGGGAGCAUAGGAAUAAUACUACAGAAAAUUUCUUUACUUUAUUCCAUCUCCACAAUAGGAAGUAUAGAUUCACCAUACAUUCAUUGUUCACACACACAGUAUGAUGGUAAAAUAUAGUACUACAGAAAAGUUGGUAAAAUUGUCACUGCUUGUAACUGCGUGAUUAACCUAAGUAAUUGUGAUGAAUUACAAGAUGUACUGAGAGCAUAAUUUGAAUAUGCGUAUUGAAACUGUAAAAAAGGGGCAAAACCCAGCUUCCGAGGGU